This is a messenger RNA of Uloborus diversus, 565 nucleotides long. RefSeq lists its product as uncharacterized. Bases 89 to 565 code for a protein of 158 amino acids. The transcript is spliced from 4 exons. NCBI's taxonomy places the organism in Eukaryota, Metazoa, Arthropoda, Arachnida, Araneae, Uloboridae. The record is from RefSeq and is a predicted model, not a curated record.
GGCAUUGCGCCACAAGUCGAGAGCAAACUCUGUUUCCGCUCUUUUGACGAAUGACAGUAGUAAACGCUAUGAGGACAGAGCACAGGUUAUGCUCGACCAGAUUCAAUCGAUUGCCGACAAUUACGACGACUUAAAAAGCAGAUAUGUUUGGGCUUUGGGCGACAUUGCCGACUUGACCAUCGCAUUAAACAGACACAUGAUUUUGAAACAUAAGUUAGAGGCCGAGACUUACUCCCAAGAACGCUCAUUGGAGAAAACAGCUCCUUUUUCUGUGGCCGGUGAUGAAGAGAAAACAAGUAGCAAGGAACAAAGUCGGAUUUACGUUCGUAAAAAUUCUUCUAUUAAUGUGCCAAUUGAAAAGAAGCAAGCUCAAAAUAUCGAUGAAUUACUUGGACUAACAACUUUGACUUCGACACAAAAGUUGUCAAAUAAGUCACAGAAAGCAAAAAGAUCUGAGCAACAGAGUGAUUUUUCAAUUCGUACGGAAGUCACAGAAUCUCCUUGGCUCACAACGAUUGAAGAUAUUCCAAUAGCAGACCAAAAUGUCUCAGCCAAGACGAAGUAA